AUGGCCGCUGGAGGCGCAAAGCAGUCUCCCGAGGAGCAACAGGCGGCUAUCGAUGCCGCCAACGAGAAUGUCUCCCUCUCCAACUAUCUGUACUACAUCUGCGCUGCCAUUGCCGCAGCCGUCAUCAUUUGGAGAGUAUGGACCGUCAUCGUCAGAUAUGUUCGUACCGUCGCCUGUCUCAACAACGACAACCAGCGGUACUUUGCCCAGUCGGACUCCAAGGUCUCCUGGAUGAAGAAGAACAUCCUCUACGCUCCGGUUAUGAGCAAACGUCACAACCGCGAAAUUCAGCUCAGCGCUGCUAUCAACGUUGGCACCCUGCCCAGCCGACUCCAGCUGCUAUUUCUGACCGGUUACUUCGCCACGAACAUCGCUUUCUGUGUGAUUAACAUCCCGUUCGCCGGCUCUUUUGCCGCAGCCGCCUCGCAGCUUAGAAACCGUACUGGUACCUUGGCUGUUGUGAAUAUGAUUCCCUUGUUCCUGAUGGGUGGCCGAAACAACCCUUUGAUUCCCAUGCUCGGCAUGUCCUUCGACACUUUCAACUUGCUGCAUCGUUGGUUCGGUCGUAUUGUCGUUCUGGAAGCUCUUGCGCACACCCUGGCUUGGAUGGCCAACACCGCCAACAAGAGCAGCUGGCAAACCGCCAUCACCUCAGCAACGACCGUUCCCUUCUUGCUCUUCGGUUUUGUUGCUACAUGCGCCUUCGCGUCCAUCUUAAUCCAGGCUUCUAGCCCGAUCAGACACGCCUUCUACGAGACGUUCAAGCUCCUUCACAUUUUGCUUGCCAUCACGGCUGUCGUUGGUACCUGGUACCAUUUACAGAUGAAGGCUCUGCCCCAGCUCAAGUAUAUGUGGCCCGUAAUCAUCUUCUGGGCCGGUGACCGCGUCUGGCGUGCCUGGAGGGUAUUUUACGGCAACGUCGGGCACGGAGGCAGCAAGGCUCUUGUUGAAGCUCUUCCCGGCAACGCAUGCCGUGUUACGGUCACGAUGGCUCGACCCUGGACCUUUGGGCCUGGCCAGCAUGCCUACAUGUACAUGCCAUCCCUCAGCUUGUUGCAGUCUCAUCCCUUUUCCGUCGCUUGGAGUGAGGAGGCUGAGGAUCCUAUGGCCGAGAAGGGUUCUCUUAACCGUCAAGACAUUCUCGCCUUGCGCAAGACUACCAUGUCCUUCAUCAUUCGCGCCCGCACCGGAAUGACCGACACACUGUAUCGCAAGGCCGCUGCUUGUCCCGAGGGCAAGAUGACUACGACAUGCAUGGUAGAGGGACCCUAUGGUGGACUGCACAGCAUGCGCUCUUAUGGUACCGUCAUGCUAUUUGCUGGUGGCGUUGGCAUUACUCAUCAAGUACCUCACGUCCGCGAUCUCGUCGCCGGCUAUGCGAACGGAACUGUCGCCGCGAGAAAGGUUAUUCUCAUCUGGACCAUCCAGAGCCCCGAGCAUCUUGAGUGGAUUCGACCUUGGAUGACGGAGAUCCUGGCGAUGGAGAAACGCAGAGAUAUUCUCCGUAUCAUGCUCUUCGUCAGUCGGCCAAGAUCGACCAAGGAGAUUCACAGCCCUUCGUCUACUGUCCAAAUGUUCCCUGGCCGCCCCAACAUCGAGACGCUCAUCAAGGCUGAGCAGGAGUCGCAGGUUGGCACCAUGGGCAUCAGUGUCUGCGGUCCUGGCGCUCUUAGCGACGAGGUGCGCCGCGCCGUUCGCGAUCGGCAGCACGACUCGGCCAUUGACUUCAACGAGGAGGCUUUCUCGUGGUAA
This is a messenger RNA of Colletotrichum phormii, 1752 nucleotides long. RefSeq names its product ferric reductase like transmembrane component. The record is from RefSeq and is a predicted model, not a curated record. Gene Ontology annotation, molecular function: ferric-chelate reductase activity. The transcript has 3 exons. The coding region runs from base 1 to 1752 and encodes 583 amino acids. Lineage: Eukaryota; Fungi; Ascomycota; Sordariomycetes; Glomerellales; Glomerellaceae. Gene Ontology annotation, biological process: intracellular iron ion homeostasis; copper ion import; iron ion transport. Gene Ontology annotation, cellular component: plasma membrane.